Molecule: messenger RNA, 909 nt
Organism: Lithohypha guttulata
Lineage: Eukaryota; Fungi; Ascomycota; Eurotiomycetes; Chaetothyriales; Trichomeriaceae
Exons: 2
Coding region: 1-909 (302 amino acids)
Biological process (GO): cell wall organization
Cellular component (GO): fungal-type cell wall; extracellular region; cell surface
Molecular function (GO): glucan endo-1,3-beta-D-glucosidase activity
Source: RefSeq, a predicted model, not a curated record
AUGAAGACGACUUUUGCAGGAGCCGCCACGAUUGGCACAUUCUUCUUGUCGACACUGACAGCAGCUCAAUCUAAGGGCUUCAACUAUGGGUCUACGGAUGGGGUUGGUGCCUGUCGUGACGAGGCCGCCUUCGAAGGGCUAUUCAAUUCUGCCAAAACUUUGUGUGGCACACAAAACACCCCGAUCUCUGCAAUUCAAGCGGCCAUCGACACAGACACACAACUCCUACUCGGCCUAUGGGCGUCAGCCGGGGACGCUGUAUUCAACGACGAAAUCACAGCACUUCGCAAUGCCAUCAACCAGUACGGUGCCGCCUUUACAGACCGAGUAGUAGGCAUCAGUGUUGGUAGCGAGGAUCUUUACAGAAGCAGCCCAGCUGGCGUGGCAAACGAAGCUGGCGUUGGCGUGAGCGCCGAUGUCGUCAUUCGCUACAUCCAACAAGUUCGCGAUACAAUUGCAGGUACCAGUCUUGCUGGUGCUCCAGUCGGUCACGUAGACACCUGGACCGCCUGGGUAUUGGGCGAGAACGCCGGUGUGAUCGGUGCCGUCGACUGGCUCGGCCACAAUUCAUUCCCGUACUUCGAGAGCACGCUAGCAAACCCAAUUGACCAAGCUGAAGGAGUCUUCUACAACGCCCUUGGCGCCACUGAGGGUGUCUCACAGGGCAAACCUGUCUGGGUUACAGAGACUGGAUGGCCUGUAUCUGGUCCAACCUCGAACCUAGCAGUCGCAUCCGUCGAAAACGCUCAGUCGUACUGGAAGCAAGUUGGAUGUGAUCUGUUCGGAUCAAGAAAUGUUUGGUGGUAUACGUUGCAGGACAGCAACGCCAACCAGCAGGAGAUUUCAUUCGGUAUCGUUGGAGAUGGUGUUCCGGCAUCUAAUGUACCACUUUUUGAUGUGACUUGUUAG